AGGCUAGAACCCCGAGCGUGGUCGGUUGGAGAGAACAUGUCUGUCCGGAGGCACAUUGGGAACCCCGAGUAUCUGACAAGAAGAAUACCACAAAACCCGAAAUAUCAACACGUCAAGUCAAGACUGGACACUGGUAACAGCAUCACGAAAUACACAGAGAAGCUAGAAGAGAUCAAGAAAAAUUACAGAUACAAAAAAGAUGAGCUUUUCAAGAGACUUAAAGUUACAACUUUUGCCCAGCUGGUCAUCCAAGUUGCUUCCCUGUCUGAUCAAACACUGGAAGUGACAGCUGAGGAGAUUCAAAGGCUAGAAGACAAUGAUUCUGGGACCUCAGACCCCGACGUGGACAACGCCGCCAGGACCAACGGGAAAGGGAGUCCCAGUGAGCCACCACCUAGUCCCGUGCAGUUUGUGAACAACUCGGGCGCCGGCGACUCCAGCCGCUCCACACUCCAGAGCGUCAUCAGUGGUGUUGGGGAGCUGGACCUAGACAAAGGGCCAGAGAAGAAAGCAGAGCCCAGCACCAAAGACAAACCUUAUCCUGACUGCCCCUUCCUGCUGCUUGAUGUGCGAGAUAGAGACUCCUACCAACAGGGCCACAUUGUUGGAGCUUACAGUUAUCCCAUUGCAACGCUGUCUAGAACAAUGAACCCUUACUCCAAUGACAUUCUGGAAUAUAAAAACGCCCAUGGCAAGAUCAUUAUUCUUUACGACGAUGAUGAGAGGCUGGCCAGCCAGGCGGCCACCACCAUGUGUGAGAGAGGCUUCGAGAAUCUCUUCAUGCUUUCUGGAGGUCUAAAAGUCUUAGCUCAGAAAUUUCCAGAAGGACUGAUCACUGGUUCUCUGCCAGCAUCCUGCCAGCCAGUUCUUCCCCCGGGUUCUGCUCGGAAGAGAUCCAGCCCCAAAGUGCCACCUCCACCCGCUGAGAAUAAAUGGAGAUUUACCUCAGAAGAUUUAAAAAAGAUAGAAUAUUACCUGGAAGAACAGGGUCCUACAGAAAAUCCUGGCCGGCUGAGCCAAGCCAACUCCACUGGAAGAGACUCCAAGGUUCCCGCUGGCACCCCGAAUCCCCGUGCCCUCAGCAGCAGCGCCCCGCAAGGCAAGCCGUGGAAGUAA
This is a messenger RNA of Elephantulus edwardii (Cape elephant shrew), 1116 nucleotides long. RefSeq names its product centrosomal protein 41kDa (gene CEP41). NCBI's taxonomy places the organism in Eukaryota, Metazoa, Chordata, Mammalia, Macroscelidea, Macroscelididae. Gene Ontology annotation, cellular component: ciliary basal body. The transcript has 11 exons. Gene Ontology annotation, biological process: cilium assembly; protein polyglutamylation. The record is from RefSeq and is a predicted model, not a curated record. Bases 37 to 1116 code for a protein of 359 amino acids.